Molecule: messenger RNA, 1667 nt
Organism: Bacillus rossius redtenbacheri
Lineage: Eukaryota; Metazoa; Arthropoda; Insecta; Phasmatodea; Bacillidae
Gene: Idh3b
Product: isocitrate dehydrogenase [NAD] subunit beta, mitochondrial
Exons: 9
Coding region: 74-1213 (379 amino acids)
Biological process (GO): isocitrate metabolic process; tricarboxylic acid cycle
Cellular component (GO): mitochondrion
Molecular function (GO): oxidoreductase activity, acting on the CH-OH group of donors, NAD or NADP as acceptor; magnesium ion binding; NAD binding
Source: RefSeq, a predicted model, not a curated record
GCAGAGAUUAGAAAAACUUUCUCUAAUCUCUGGCGAAUUGAAGACGUCUCAAUUUUCUUCUGCUAAAUUCAAAAUGGCGUCAAUAACAGGGCAAUUUGUUAGAGGUGUAGUUAAAGCCUGUCAAAAUACUCCACUAAUCAGUUCAAGAUGUCUUCAUGCUUCUCUUCCAGUCUCUACAAUUCAAGCACCAGUGUCGAAGCCGGAAGGGAAAAUCACUUGCACCUUGAUUCCUGGCGAUGGAGUUGGUCCGGAACUUGUGUACGCAGUGCAGGAAGUAUUUAAGGCCGCGGGUGUCCCCGUGCAGUUUGAGCAGUUCUUCUUCUCCGAGGUGAACCACAUGCUGAGUGCUCCGCUGGAGGAUGUCGCAGCGUCCAUCGCCCGGAACAAGAUCUGCCUCAAGGGCAUCCUGGCCACGCCCGACUACAGCCACACGGGCGAGCUGCAGACGCUCAACAUGAAGCUGCGCAACGAGCUGGACCUGUACGCCAACGUGGUGCACGUGAAGAGCCUGCCCGGCGUCAAGUGCCGCCACCAGAACGUGGACGCCGUCAUCAUCCGCGAGCAGACCGAGGGGGAGUACUCCGCCCUGGAGCACGAGUGCGUCAAGGGUGUCGUGGAAUGUCUUAAAAUUGUGACGGAAGCUAAGUCGAAGCGCAUUGCAAAGUUUGCGUUUGACUAUGCAACAAGAAACAAUCGAAAGAAGGUGACUGCUGUCCAUAAGGCCAACAUAAUGAAACUGGGGGAUGGCCUGUUUUUGAGGUGUUGUACUGAGAUAUCCAAGCUGUACCCGCGGAUCGAGUUCGAGACGAUGAUCGUGGACAACUGCACCAUGCAGAUGGUGUCGAACCCGCGGCAGUUCGACGUGAUGGUGACGCCCAACCUGUACGGCAACAUCGUGGACAACCUGGCAUCGGGGCUGGUGGGCGGGGCGGGCGUGGUGGCCGGCGCCAGCUACAGCUCGGAGUGCGUGGUGUUCGAGCCGGGCGCGCGUCACACUUUCUCUGAAGCCGUGGGCAAGAACGUAGCGAACCCGACGGCAAUGUUCCUGUGCUCUGCCAAGAUGCUGUCUCACGUGAACUUGCAGUUCUACAGCGACAUGAUUCGAAAUGCAGUGAACAGGGUUCUGAAAGUUGGGAAGGUGAAGACAAAAGAUCUGGGUGGCCAAGCAACGACUAACGAGUUCACGUACGCAGUGAUACAAAACCUCCGUUGAAUCACGGUAUAUCAAGGAAUCUCAAGAUUUUGUAAUGUUUUGUAGAACAAGACUGUGAUAGUUAUUUAUUUUAUUUAUUUACUGACAUAAUUAAAACAGUAAUUAGAUGCAGCGUAAGGGGCUGAAAUGCCAUUUUUUUUUUGCUGCUGUUGAUGCAGUUUUUUUUUGUGUUACAUGUAAUAUUGUAAGGAUCUAACCAAAUUAAGGUUUCCCCCUUGUCUUGACACUUUGUCUCUUGGAAAUUAAACAGUAUUUUAGCAAAAGUGUUCCAAACUAGAAAAUAAAAUGUAUUAUUACAUUCUAUAGAUCAAAUGUAAUUUUUUUUUGGUACGAAGAAGGAUUUAAAGUUCUAAGAAAUAACUCUUCCAAAGGCAAUUUAAGAAUGAAAUAUGACUAUGUAUAUGUGACAGGAGUGGUCUGAAUUGGAAAAUAAAAAUACAAGAAUUCAACAAUG